UCCGCCUAGAGCUCCUUUCGGCGUCUCCCUGGCAUCGCAGCUGAGGCAGUCAGGCUGAGGAGGUAUGGAGGACACAGAGAACAGCUGAAGAGAUCCUGCUCAGAAGUUUGAAUACCCUGGAAGCUACCAUAACCCUGCUCCAGCCUUACAGAGACAAGCAAUGCCUGCAGGAAUGAACAAGCAUGGAUCUCGAUCUACUACCUCUUUGCCUCCGGAUCCCAUGGAAAUUGUCAGGAGCAAGGCCUGCUCCAGAAGGGUCAAGCUUAAUGUGGGUGGCUUGGCCCAUGAGGUUUUAUGGAGGACUUUGGACAGGCUACCACGGACUAGGUUGGGCAAGCUGCACAUGAUGGAGGAAAUGUGUGCCUUGUCCUUCAGCCAAGAACUGGACUAUUGGGGGAUUGAUGAGAUCUAUCUGGAGUCCUGUUGCCAGGCAAGGUACCACCAGAAAAAGGAGCAGAUGAAUGAGGAGCUCAAGAGAGAAGCAGAAACAAUGCGGGAGAGGGAAGGAGAGGAGUUUGACAACACCUGCUGUGCCGAGAAGAGGAAAAAACUCUGGGACCUUCUGGAGAAGCCCAAUUCUUCUGUAGCUGCCAAGAUUUUGGCUAUUAUUUCCAUCAUGUUCAUCGUCCUCUCAACGAUUGCUUUGUCACUCAACACUCUUCCUGAGCUCCAAGGCACUGAUGAAUAUGGACAUCCGACAGAUAACCCCCAAUUAGCCCACGUGGAGGCUGUCUGCAUCGCGUGGUUUACCAUGGAAUACCUCCUAAGAUUCCUCUCCUCUCCUAAGAAAUGGAAAUUUUUCAAAGGUCCGCUGAACGCUAUCGACUUGUUAGCCAUCCUGCCCUACUACGUCACCAUCUUCCUCACAGAAUCAAACAAAAGUGUACUUCAGUUUCAGAACGUGCGGAGGGUUGUUCAAAUAUUUCGAAUCAUGAGGAUCCUCCGAAUUUUGAAGCUAGCCAGGCACUCCACUGGUUUGCAGUCCCUGGGAUUUACUCUCAGGAGAAGCUACAAUGAGCUUGGAUUGCUCAUAUUGUUUUUGGCCAUGGGCAUCAUGAUCUUUUCCAGCUUGGUGUUUUUUGCAGAAAAAGAUGAGGAGGACACCAAAUUCAAGAGCAUCCCAGCGUCCUUCUGGUGGGCAACAAUAACUAUGACAACAGUUGGCUAUGGGGACAUCUACCCCAAAACACUGCUAGGUAAAAUCGUUGGUGGGUUGUGUUGUAUUGCUGGCGUCUUAGUGAUUGCACUCCCCAUCCCCAUCAUUGUAAACAACUUUUCUGAGUUCUACAAGGAACAAAAGAGGCAGGAAAAAGCUAUCAAGCGCAGAGAAGCCCUUGAAAGAGCAAAAAGAAAUGGGAGCAUCGUAUCCAUGAAUAUGAAGGAUGCUUUUGCCAGGAGUAUAGAACUGGUGGACAUAGUUGUUGAAAAGAAGGGAGAAAAUGCAGGGAAAAAGGAUAAAGUUCAGGACAAUCAUUUAUCCCCAAACAAGUGGAAAUGGGCCAAGAGAUCACUCUCUGAAACUAGCUCUAACAAAUCCUUAGAGACAAAGGAACAAGGCUCACCAGAAAAGGCUCGGUCCUCUUCUAGUCCUCAACAUCUGAAUGUUCAACAGUUAGAAGACAUGUACAACAAAAUGGCAAAAGCUCAGUCCCAGCCAAACCUCAACAUGAAGGAGUCAAGUCAACCCAGCAAGCAAAAAGAAGAGCUAGAAAUGGAGGCCAUUCCUGGCCCAAUGGUCCCUUUGCUGACUACUCGAGCAGAUGGAAUCAUCGACAUGAGGAGCAUGUCAAGCAUUGACAGUUAUAUAAGCUGCGCUACAGAAUUUCCAGACUCUGGGAGAUAUUCCCAUAGCCCACUAACUAGACUGCCUAGCAAAGGAGGGAAAAAUCUGCUUCAAGAUCCAUCUAAGCCAGAGGGAAGUGGAGCCAAAUUCAUGGAGAUAAAACCAAAUCUCGAGAGCAGCCAUUGCUCUACCUUUUUCAUAGAAAGUCCCAAGAGUUCCAUAAAAGUCAUGAAUCCUCUGAAAUUCAGAUCCCUGAAGGUUAACUUUAUGGAAGAGGAUGCCAUACGAUCAGCAGCAUCCAACGUCCUGAGAAUUUAUUCAGAUCCCCUCAAGAACAGGGGAGCUACAGGUGCCACUACCGAUAGUUCCGGGCACUCAGACCGAUCUUUAAUGAGUCCAGAAACCUCCAUUUAUACAACUGCAAGUGCUAGAACUCCCACAAAGUCACCAGAGAAACAGGCAGCCAUAGUUUUUAACUUCCACGAUGCUGGAAUACAUAAAUAUAUUGAUGCUGACACUGAUGAUGAAGGUCAGCUACUAUACGACUCAAGCCCUCCAAAAGCCCCACCCGUAAACACAAGUCCCAAAUACAGUCUUUCACACAGUGGCUAUUUGCGGCAAAGGGAUAGUGUUUAUAGAACAGCGAAGAACCAUUUAGAGACUGCUGCUAUGCCAUCUUCAUCCAAGCUUAUAGGGCAAAAUUGCCUUUAUUCCAUGGAAAAUAUCACUGGAAGAACCCGUGGUGCCCAGGAAACUAUCAAAUUAGACAAUCACAUUUCACCCGAGGUUCACAUAUUGCCAGGUGGGGCAGGACACAGUAACACACACGAUCAAAAUAUCUGACGUGUGCUCCCGAACUUUUGUUGAAAGCUGAAAAGGAAUGCCUUUACACUCAACACACAAAGAAGAGCUUCUGCAUGGCAUGAACCUUUGACUGAAACAAGCCAUCUGUUUUGUAAAAGCCAGGAGGAUGCCCUGAAGGUGGGCUUGGGAAUAAGACCUCCUCUGGAUCCACUACAAAGUUGGCCGAGUUUUGCUACAGUCCUCACGUAAAACGAAGAUUGUGCAGUUUGAUCAUAAUUUGAUCUCCUUGCAACUUCCUUAACUGAAGUCAGUGUGACCAGAUAGUCCAUCCUCUCCCUCUUUUCGCUGGACCUUUUUUAUGGCAAUGCCAGUAUUUGAUUUGCAUUAAUCCCAUUAAAGGAGGCCAACGCAGCCCCAGUCAAAUACUGGAACAAAUUGGUAAAUGUAAUAGAGUUAUCAGAAAUGCAGCACUUUUUGUUUAGAGGCAACUGUUCCAAACAUCCCCAUCUAUGCCUUUUUCUCCAGUGGAUACAAGGUCUAAAGGUAACAGGGUGGGCUUCGGUAGGUUUACACUUAAGUUGAAAAUUCAGUGAAUUGAGAAAUAAACUUUUUAAUUC
Molecule: messenger RNA, 3204 nt
Organism: Varanus komodoensis (Komodo dragon)
Lineage: Eukaryota; Metazoa; Chordata; Lepidosauria; Squamata; Varanidae
Gene: KCNB1
Product: potassium voltage-gated channel subfamily B member 1
Exons: 4
Coding region: 161-2626 (821 amino acids)
Biological process (GO): potassium ion transmembrane transport
Cellular component (GO): voltage-gated potassium channel complex; membrane
Molecular function (GO): delayed rectifier potassium channel activity
Source: RefSeq, a predicted model, not a curated record